Messenger RNA from Linnemannia hyalina, 630 nucleotides. NCBI's taxonomy places the organism in Eukaryota, Fungi, Mortierellomycota, Mortierellomycetes, Mortierellales, Mortierellaceae. The record is from the annotation of a GenBank genome assembly.
AUGACCGACUUUGUCAGCCUCACCAUCGUCAUCGUGAUCAUCUUCAUGGUCUUCAGAUGGCUCUCUGCAUCUGGAGAAGACCAAGGACCUCGUCAGGGACAGGGCAGAGGCAGGAUCCCAUCACGACCCCCCGCAAGGCUUGUCAACCCAGAGAUGGUUGAAACGGUCAGGGCCAUGUUCCCGCAUAUUCCGACAGCAGCCAUUCACUACGACCUCCAAAAGACUGGCUCCGUGGAGCAGACUUGCGACAACAUCUUGCGGGACGGCACCUUGCCCAUGCCCCCAGCUCCUCGCCCUCAAACCCCUCCCACCGCAGCCACUACUUCAGCAGUACCAUCAGGAUCAUCUACAGGAUCAUCUUCAGGAUCGAGUCAUGCGACCAACGGAAACCUUGUCCAGCGAUUCAAGUUGCAGGAGGCUGCUGAAAAGAACAUUGUUCCCGAUGAGCCCUCCAAGGUCUGGGGUGAUAGUGCAGAGAAGCGUCAGGAAGUCUUUAAGAGCCGCAAGGAGUUUAUGGUUCUCCAGGCCAGGAAACGAUUCUUGGAGGAGGAGGCGCGUAAAGCAAGGGAGGCCGAAGCCAAGACAAAGGAGGCAGAGGGAGCUGCUCAGGAGGUGGAUGCCACAGCAUGA